This is a messenger RNA of Drosophila guanche, 1444 nucleotides long. RefSeq names its product phospholipid scramblase 1 (gene scramb1). The transcript has 5 exons. Gene Ontology annotation, cellular component: plasma membrane. Bases 168 to 1349 code for a protein of 393 amino acids. Gene Ontology annotation, biological process: plasma membrane phospholipid scrambling. Gene Ontology annotation, molecular function: phospholipid scramblase activity. NCBI's taxonomy places the organism in Eukaryota, Metazoa, Arthropoda, Insecta, Diptera, Drosophilidae. The record is from RefSeq and is a predicted model, not a curated record.
AACAGCUGAUUGAAUUUCAUGACUAAAAACGAAUUAAAAAGUGCGUGCAAAACAAAGCAAAGCAAACAGCAGCAUUCUUGCGAUUUGGAUUUCGUGUGGGGCGUGGCAAGGAGAACUCCACCGUAGGGCAGCAACAACAACGCACAAGAGGAGCAACAACUGAGACAAUGAACAGCAACGUGAAUCAGGGUGGCUACGUGCCGCCAGGUUUCGGCGCUGGAUACCAGCCAAAUGCGCCGCCAGCCGAGGGCUACGGCUAUCCGCCGCCAGCAGCACCACAGAAUAAUCCGUAUGCUCCAUCGCCGCAUCACCAGCAGCCGGGACAGCCGCCAAUGAAUUAUGGUUUUGUGCCGGGUCAGCAACCACAGGGUUACGCACCAGUGCCACAGAUGCCGCCGUACGGAGAAGCGCCACCUUAUGGCGCAGGACAGCCACCGUAUGUGGGCGGAGGAGGAGGAGGAGGAGGUCCGCCACCGUUGCAGCAAUCCUUUGGCUAUCCACCUGGACCGGCUGGACCACCGCAGGCGUAUGGAUAUCCACCGGGACCGGCUGGGCCACCGCAGCAGCCGAUUGUCACGCAGCCCGGAAUGCCGCCCGCACAGCCGCAGCCAGGCAUGGCACCCGGAAUGGGAGCAGGAGGCGACUGGAUGAGUAUACCAGCCGGAAUUCCGAACUGUCCGCGCGGAUUGGAAUACCUUACGACUAUCGACCAGCUUUUGGUUAAGCAGAAGGUGGAGCUGCUCGAGGCCUUCACCGGCUUCGAGACCAACAAUAAGUUCUCCAUCAAGAACGCGCUUGGCCAGAAGGUGUACUAUGCGGUGGAGGACAACGACUGCUGCACGCGCAACAUAUGCGGUCCGUCGCGUCCCUUCGACAUGAAGGUGUUCGACAAUUACCGCCAGGAGGUCAUCCACAUGCACCGGCCGUUGGCCUGCUCGGCCUGUUGCUUCCCCUGCUGCCUGCAGAGCAUUUCGGUGUCUGCACCGCCGGGCAACGUUAUCGGCACCAUUGAACAGGAGUGGUCCAUCUGCUCGCCCUCCUUCCGCAUCCUCAACCACAUCGGAGACACAGUGCUGCGCAUUGAAGGUCCCUUCUGCACCUUCUCUCUCUGUGGUGAUGUGGAGUUCAAUAUUGUGUCUCUGACUGGCGAGAGGAUUGGCAAGAUCUCGAAGCAAUGGUCUGGAUUGGCGCGUGAAAUCUUCACGGAUGCCGACUUCUUUGGCAUCAGCUUCCCCCUGGAUCUGGAUGUGCGCAUGAAGGCGGUUCUGCUUGGCGCCACAUUCUUGAUUGAUGCAAUGUUCUUUGAGAAGUCUGGCAAUCGGGAGACCGACGGACCGGGCAUGCUGUAAUUACGUGCUGACACGUUCUGCUCUUGCAGUGGUCUCUGAACCACCGCGUACUAGUCUGCUGAUGGCCAAAGCUGACGACUCUCUACCAAAUGCUU